AUGCGCAAAAGAAACCAGAGGAAGGAGCUCCGAAGAUUGUUAGUCACUUAACUUUCAAUUUAACUUUUGUCAAUCUCGAAAACUUCUUCCAAAUUCAAAACCUUUUUGCGUUUUUUAAAACUAAAAAUGACUUUCUCAACGACUUUAUCCUUCAAAUUUUUCUAUUUUCCUGUAUCCUCGGAAUUUCCAGCAAGUCUACAAUGCUACUGGAUAAACGACCGAUUGACAAUUUUCAAACUGGAAGUCCUCAGCAUGAAGCCGUUCUUAGUUCAGUACCACGGUCUGAUACAUCGGAGACUAUGCAAACGCGCCGUCAACGAAACACAGAAUUUAUCUCUUUUUGAACAAGUAAUUUUUUGCAUUAACUUGUUCAAAGUUAGUGAACUAUAACCAAAAAUUUUGAAGUCAGUCGCCGGCGAUCAAGAGAAAAAGCCCCAAAAAUCCAAACAUCGUGCAGCCAAUGGGACUUGGAUAGCUCACCGAAGAUCGAAAAGUUUCCGGCAAAUCUACACCCAACUUCAAAGAAAUAUUCUAGCUUUAGACUUGCGGUCUUCUGAACACUGGCAGGUUAUAUUUCUUAGGGAAAUCAUAAAAAUUAUGAAGUUUUUUUCAAAGGUCCUCUCAUACAAUAAAGAAGGACAUUACGCUCCCCACUACGACUACAUGAACCCAAAAACCAACAACGCCAUUGUCAACCUAGCUGGGAAUCGCAUCGCAACAGUUUUAGUGAUCCUUCAGACAGCUAAACUUGGGGGAAGUAGACUGAAUAUAGUGAAAAACCACCAGAAUAUCCUAGUUUAGCAACGGUUUUUCCGAAGUUGGGAGUGAACAUAAGACCCAAAAUCGGAGACGUCAUUGUUUGGAUCAACAUUCUGCCGAACUCUCUCGCGGACCACGACACUCUCCACGCGGCAUGUCCGAUACUUGACGGUGUCAAAAUAGGUAAACUUUUAUUACUUAAAAUAUGUAAAGAACAUUCAGGAGCCACUCUCUGGGUGCACGAAUAUCACCAAGAACAAAGACUUCGAUGUUCCAUCGACAGCGAAUAUUUCAACACGGAACGCUUUUUCAAACCAUUUCUCAGCGCCGCUGACUAUCAGCUUACGCGUCAAUAUUUUGAUUAA
Molecule: messenger RNA, 1124 nt
Organism: Caenorhabditis auriculariae
Lineage: Eukaryota; Metazoa; Nematoda; Chromadorea; Rhabditida; Rhabditidae
Source: the annotation of a GenBank genome assembly